AUGGACGCAGAGGAACAGGAGAACCUUGAAAAAUACCAGCAAAGGAGUGAAAAAAAUAAAGAGAUGAAGGAAAAAGACCCUCUGACCCCACCCAGUGCACGAAAGGUAAAGAAGCCCUCUGAUAAACAAAAGCGAGCCACGCAGAUCCAGGCCUGGUGGCGGGGCACCCUGGUGCGCCGGACGCUGCUGCACGCCGCGCUCUGCGCCUCCAUCAUCCAGCGCUGGUGGAGGCAGGUGCAGGCGCAGCUGCUGGAGGCGCGGCGGCGGGCGGCGCUGGAGGCCUACACUCGGCAGAAGUGGGCGGCGGUCAGGCUGCAGUCCUGGUUCCGCAUGUGGCGCGUCCGCCUCCGUUACCUCCGCCUGCUGCAGGCCACCCGCAUCAUCCAGCUGUACUGGCGCUACCACAACUGCCACACCACCGGCUUCUUCCAGGGCAGGUACGAACUCACAGCAAACCAGCUGGAACUUGAACUUGAGAUCUUUCUGGGGUCACAGAUUUGUCGGAUUACGGAAUGCAUCCCCUUCCCAAUAAAGCACUGACCAGGUC
Messenger RNA from Myotis lucifugus (little brown bat), 547 nucleotides. Its product is annotated as IQ domain-containing protein F5-like. The record is from RefSeq and is a predicted model, not a curated record. Gene Ontology annotation, molecular function: calmodulin binding. The transcript is spliced from 2 exons. Bases 1 to 540 code for a protein of 179 amino acids. Lineage: Eukaryota; Metazoa; Chordata; Mammalia; Chiroptera; Vespertilionidae.